Messenger RNA from Diachasmimorpha longicaudata, 7828 nucleotides. It is a transcript of the gene me31B, whose product is annotated as ATP-dependent RNA helicase me31b. Lineage: Eukaryota; Metazoa; Arthropoda; Insecta; Hymenoptera; Braconidae. Gene Ontology annotation, cellular component: cytoplasmic stress granule; P-body. The record is from RefSeq and is a predicted model, not a curated record. Gene Ontology annotation, molecular function: mRNA binding; RNA helicase activity; ATP binding. The coding region runs from base 450 to 1784 and encodes 444 amino acids. The transcript has 6 exons. Gene Ontology annotation, biological process: P-body assembly; cytoplasmic stress granule assembly; negative regulation of translation.
GCAGUAAUCGUCCGGUAUUUGACGCAGUGCGUUGUUAAUUUUCACGAUUGAAAUCCAAAAACCGUUUGUAGUAGUCAUCAAGACUCCUCGAGUGUUGCAUAGGCCCCCGAAAGUCUCUAUAACUGUUUCGAGAAUCAGUCUCAUCACGCUUAUCACCGAAAACUCGAGAAAAAAGUGUAAAAAUUCCAAGAAAGAAAAGAACAGGGAAAAAGAGGUUGGAACAGUUUCGUUAGGGAGGGAACGCUUGGCGCGUUACGGCGAUAGACCGAAACAUUGACAUUGUGCGCGGUGCGCUGAAGAGGGGACAACGAGAGGAGAGUGUCGGCCAUUUUGGCGUGUCAGUGUGUUUCUCGUUACGUUCUCCUGUGGCUUUCUGAAUACUACGCUCGUUAAUCGCCAUCGGUGUACAUCCUUCACGAGAAUAAUCGAACUACAACACUGUUUCCGAGAUGAUGACCGAAACGCAUAUUAAUUCCAAUCACAUGUUGAAUUCGGGUCUGAGCAGUAAGACAGACCUUGAGAAGAUGGACGAUGUAGGCUGGAAAGCAAAGCUUAAAAUUCCACCAAAAGACAAGCGCAUCAAGACAAGUGAUGUUACAAACACACGUGGUAACGAUUUCGAAGAAUUCUGCCUGAAGCGAGAACUUCUGAUGGGAAUAUUCGAGAAAGGAUGGGAGAAACCAUCACCAAUUCAAGAAGCCAGUAUACCAAUUGCCCUGUCGGGCAAAGAUAUUCUGGCUCGUGCCAAGAACGGUACGGGAAAGACUGGAGCUUACUCAAUUCCAGUAUUGGAACAGGUUGACGCCAAGAGAGACGUUAUUCAAGCAUUAGUCAUAGUGCCCACCAGAGAAUUAGCAUUACAAACAUCUCAAAUCUGUAUUGAACUUGCUAAACACAUGGAUGUUAAAGUUAUGGUGACAACUGGUGGAACUAACCUGCGCGACGACAUUAUGAGGAUUUACCAAAAAGUUCAAGUGAUUAUUGCAACACCAGGUCGUAUUCUCGAUCUAAUGGAUAAAAAUGUCGCUAACAUGGAUCAGUGCAGAAUUUUGGUACUCGACGAGGCUGACAAACUCCUAUCACAAGACUUCAAAGGCAUGUUGGAUCAUGUUAUUUCCAGAUUACCCCAGGAACGACAGAUAUUGCUGUAUUCAGCCACGUUUCCCCUGACUGUUAAACAAUUCAUGGAAAAACAUCUGAGAGAUCCAUACGAGAUUAACUUGAUGGAGGAGUUGACGCUCAAGGGUGUCACACAGUACUACGCCUUUGUUCAGGAACGCCAGAAAGUCCACUGCCUGAAUACGUUAUUUUCAAAACUCCAAAUAACACAGAGUAUUAUAUUCUGCAAUUCGACGCAGCGAGUUGAACUGUUGGCCAAGAAAAUUACAGAUUUGGGGUAUUGCUGCUAUUACAUUCAUGCCAAAAUGGCACAAGCACACAGAAAUCGUGUGUUCCAUGAUUUCCGAGCUGGCCUAUGCCGAAAUUUGGUAAGCAGCGAUUUGUUCACGCGCGGUAUUGACGUCCAGGCUGUGAACGUUGUUAUAAACUUUGAUUUUCCAAAAAUGGCUGAGACCUAUCUCCACCGUAUCGGUCGCUCUGGCAGAUUUGGUCACUUGGGUAUUGCCAUUAAUCUGAUAACAUACGAGGAUCGUUUCAAUCUCCAUCGUAUUGAGUCUGAGCUUGGUACUGAGAUCAAGCCAAUUCCGAAAGUGAUAGAUCCAAGCUUAUAUGUUGCACGACCAGACGACAACAACAGUGCAGAGGAAGGUAAUGUGUCGAAGUAGUUUGUUUCAACGAUUAAACGAAGAACAUUGGGAAAAACCAGAAUCGCAAAUUUUGCAUCAACUAAACACCCAUAAAUACAUUAAAUUAAAAAACCUUAAAAAAUAAAAAAAAAUGAUUGAAGCAGUACCGGAGGAGGAGGAGGAGGAGAAGUGUUUUUUUUUCUGGUGACUCGUACAUACUAUGGCAUUAAUCCUCGAUUACUUCGAACACGAACACGUGAAAUAGUGAAAACAAAAUAAUAAUUAAAGUACCAACAAAACUGGAAUAAACGUUACUUAAGUCUGAUAAAACGUCUCAAUGGGGUGUGCGUGCUUGUAGCCAGUGUAAAAAGACAGUUCAAGUGCUAAAUAACAAAACGCAAAGGAAGACUCAGUCUACAAGAGGAAACAAAAAAAAAACCUGGAGAAAUUGAAAUUCGCAGUUGUUCACUUCUUCUUCAUUUAAAUGAAUGAGAGGGAGAUAAUGAAGCGUAGACGUGUGAAUUUUUUUUUUGUAAAUAUUACGAUUAAACCGAGAAGAAUUAAUCACAUCAACUGAAGUCGGUUUGAUCGAGAGACUCAUUUCGAAAGAAAAUAUAGGAAAAACAAAACUAUAUGUUGAAAUUAAUUCGAUGAAUUCAGUGACUGAAGUGUGAGCGUGUGCCGGUGCGAGUCAUUCAUUUUCUGUAAAUAGACAGCAAUAACGUUUAAAUGUAUAUAAUUGAUAAUUAGUCAGAGUCAAGCCAUUAUCAAGAGCACAAUGCGUCGGAAGGGGGAGGAGGGGGGGAAAUAUUUCAUGUGGAAAUUGAUCGAAUUGAUACAGUGGAAGAAUUAUUCUUAUGGAGGAAUUUAAAAUUAAUGAAUUUAUUGCAUUUUAUUUGUGUACAUAUAGCAUGAAAAAAAAUAUUGAGAGGUUUUACGGGGGGAAUGAACGUUUUGAUACUGAGGGCCUCGUUCUUUAUUAAAUUGUGGGGUUCAAUUCAUUUGGGGGUGGGUGAAAUUUCAGGAAAGUCGGAGGAUGACAUUGAGGGCUUUAUUGUCGCGGUAAUGAUGGAGCUCCGGGAGAAAUGUCAGGAUAUGUUCGUAAGGGAUAGUCUCUUCUGUAAAAUAUAGCCAACGGUAUUUUUCUCAAAACUCCCUCAUUAUGAAGAUAAUUCCAUAGCUUAUGAAAGGAUUUUAUGGAAUUUGGGAAAUUUACAGGGUCAUUUCGUCCGGAAAGCUGCGAUUUAUCUCGACGUUGCAGGCUUUUGGGGGAAAAUGUUGCGAGACAUUUUUUGUGGGAAAUUUUCUCAGCUGCAAAAAAGGUUCAGAGGCACUUUGACCCAAAGGCCGUCGUUGUCGAGAUAAUCGUGAAAUUGUGAAUUUGGAUUUCUAAAGUUUUUCCACUGCUCAAAUGAUUUGAUAAAACGGGAUAUUAAGACGUUGAUUUUCUCUCGGCCUGUUCAAUUUUCAUUAAUUCACUUCAUUCGCAGAGAAAAAUAAUUUUUUUUUUCAUUAAUGAAAUCGUUAAGUUUAACGUUUUCAAAUUUAUCAUAAAACUGUAAAAUAAACCAAACGUAUGUAUAGUUCGAUUGUGGCUUGAUUUUGCAAUCUCAAUACGGUCAUGAAUACAACUCUGAAAAUCCGAUCACGAAAAUCCAAAAAAAAUUACGACCGAGAUAAAAAAAAAGUUUUUUUUUUGUUUUUUCCAUCCAAAAAAAUGUUAUAAACUUUUUUUGUUUCUUUCUUUUCCCAGUUUAUUCCGCAUUUUUUACCUCGAAUGUAAUUGGAGACACUUUUUUUUAAUGGUACUGUGAUUGAGCAUCAGAGGGUUGUAAAAUUGACUAGUUUUAUACAAUUAUUUUUAUAACCGAUUUGGCUGAUGGGCUUCGUGGGCUCUGUGGAGGAUCGUAAAUACAGAAAAAAAAAUAUUGAAUGCUUUUAAUUUAUAAUUAAAAUGCUGUUAUUGUUCACGAAGGAGAUUUCGAUUGUCCCGGAUGUUUUCAUGAUUUUUUUCACUGAAUUAAUUGACACUCCAAAUGAAAAUUAUGAGGCAAAAGAGAAAUGAAGAAAACGUGAAAGUAUUUGUACAAAACAUGGUGCUGUGAUGUUUUUCUCCACUAUUGCAAGACCCAGUAUCAAUCAUUGUCUCCAUACAUGAGUACUUGAUGAUAACUAAACCUCAGAAGUACUCGAAUGAUAGUUAAAAUCAAAUUAAAAGAGUGAAAUCAGUGAUGAAGUGGGUAAUAACAAAAACCGAACAAUUACACUAUUCCUAAAUUGGGAUUAUCUUGAAGGCCGGUGGGUUUCUCAAAAAUGUGAGAUGUUAUUUUUUAGGGAACAUUUGAUUUUCUAAAGAAAAGUUCGUAACACAUUUUCUCUUAAAAUCACUUCUUUACAACAUAAUUACAAUAUCAACAUGCAGAGUUUGAAAAUAUGAACCUCACCCCUUCAUUACUGAUGAACGCGCGUUAAAAAUCGAAAUGUAAUCAAUUACGAUCCUGCACACCUACGAAACACAUAUAUAACAUCACGUAUACCUUUUUUUCACUCUACGAAAAUCGCAAGAACAUAAUAAAACAAUUAAAACUAGCGAUAAAACCUGAAAUAUCGUAAAUCGACGAAAAACCACUCCAUAAGACAUUUAUUGUAAAUGUGAACAUGUGAGUGAUGCUUGUGGGUGUGUGAAGUAACCUCCCAAUCCUCAAGAGAAUUCUUUGUAAUAUAACCGGGCCAAAAAAAAACCAAUAAGAAAGUGGCAGUCGAGCAAAUGUGAGAAAAAUUCGAUAGAAAAAGGGGAAAAAUGGUUUUUAAACAAUUCUCUCUAUCAGAAAUAAUCCUGAGGUUUCCAUUUCUUGGAACAUCUGCCGAGUGUUAAAAAUAAUUUUUUUUAAGUUAUCGGGAGAGAAUUAAAUCAUUUCCUCAAACUUCACGAGUGAAAAAUGGAAAACAUGAAAAUAACGAAAAAAACCAUUUGCAAAUGUAUCUUUUUUUUAUUCACAAUAAUCUUGGGUGAACCGACUGAUGAGUGCUGGUAGAUCCAUGCCACUAUGUGUAAAUUAUAGUCCAACGUAUUAAUUGCUAUUGCAAAGGAAAAUGCAACAAAAAUAUAUAUUAUAUAUAAAUAAAGAAGAAUGAAGAAAUUGUGUCCAUCGACUUCUCACUUUGGGAAAGUCUGUAAAGUUGAAUUAAAUGCCCUUCAUUCUUUAUUUAUUGAAGAUGAUGAUUGUGUUCGUUACACUUAUAUUUGAGUGAAGAGAGUCGAAUUAUAUGAAAUGGAUUAUAAUGAAAUGGUAAAACACCUGGAAAUAAUAGAAAGGGGCAUUUUUAUUCUGAUUGAAAUGUAGAUUAACCGGUGAUAAUAUUUUCCAUUGUGGUGUUUAGGUUUAUAUAAAUGAUUGUGAAGUAUGAUGAUUGAUUGAUCAUCUGAUGAUGAGCUUGAAAAAUUGAAGAACUUGUGGUAAUAGAACAGAAUGGAAAAUAAGUCAACCAAAAAGUAGCAACUGUAGUUGUAAUUGCAGUUUUAUCAUUUUUACUAUUCAAUUGAUUAGAUUCGUUGGGGAUUACGAUUUUCUUCGAAUUAUUAUUUCUUACGAUCCAAGGGAGUUAAGGUGAUUCAGGGGCUCGAUGGGUUGUCGUUAAUUUCUGCACAGAUUUAUUGGGGAUGUCUUGAAAUUUCUGUUUUUGGGCUCUUGUAGACCGAACAGUUGCAGUCUCGGGGGAUUGACGGACCCAUCGGGGAGAGAUUUUUUUUUCGCGUUGGAGAUAACAUCGUGGUUGAGGCGAUGGCAGAGAGUGGAAACGUUUAAUAACAAAGUUUUUCUGGGGGAAGUGGUAAAUUUUGGGGUAACUCGCUUAAUAAUGGGGUUAAGAAAAAAUGUAAUAAUACUGUUUGUGGAGAAUUUCAAGAGUUACGAAAAAGGUCCCACCACAUUUUUCGAUUAAUUGAGCCGCUAUUGACAUAGUUACGGAAUAACUAAUUACGGAAUUGCAAGUUCGAAUCGAGAGAAGAGAAAAAAGUGGCGGGAUUUUAAUGCGAAUCUCGGACAUUAUUGGGCUUAUAGAAAAGUGUGCUGAGAUCAUUUUUGGAGCUCUUGAUAUUGUCGACGAAAAAUUUCUAGCGACAUUUUCUGUUACAGCGCUUAUUUACAGAGAUAUCUGAGGAUUAAGGGAGUGCGAAUUUUAGGAGUAAUUUUCUUUUGGGGUUUUAUCACUUCCCUUUAGAUUUAAAGUCAUCGAAUUUAAUUCCCAAUAUUUGGGACAGUGUGUCAUUGCUUCUGCGCAUGUCCACUCGUUAUACUUUAUAUUUUCAACCGUGUAAUGUAAACGAAUCGAUUUUAUAGAGUGCAGGGGAGAGGGCUGGAGGUGAAUUAAAAGGAAAAAAAAGUUGUGUAAAACAGAAACAAGUGUUAGAGUCUUUGAGUGAGUCGAGAAGUUGAAACUUUAAAAGUCUCUGGAGUUACCUCGACGAAUGUUUUAUUCGCCUCCCUGUGAUCUCUCCCCCCUUUUGCAGUUUGUAAAAUGAAUUCGUAGUUUGUAGGACGAGUGGAGGUAGAGAACGUUUCUACAUUGGUGUUGGAUAAUUGAGAUUAUUUCGGGAACUAGUGGGUUUAGGGGAAAAUCACUCAGGACAUUUUUGUACCUGAGAAACAUUCCCACAGAAAGAUCUAGUGACAUUUUCCUGUAGGGGCAAUCGAGCUCAAAUUAAUUGCCGAUUUAAGUUUGACGACAGAUGUAUUGAGGAAAUAAUUGCUCGGCUAUCUUGAUUACGAGUGAUUUUACAGAAAAGUGUUUCUAGGUCUUUUUUGUAGCUGAGAAAAUUUCCCACGGAAUACUCAUUUUACAUUUUUUUCUUAGAGCGAUAGUUCCCGAGAUAAUUGAAACGUCAAUGCAAAAUGUUCUCUUGUUUACAGAAGUAAUUUUAUUUAAUUGUUAAUUACAAUCGUAAAAGGGUAAUUAACGUUGCUCUGUUGCUCGCGAGGCGAGUGAUAUUUCAUCUAGCGUGGAGUUGAAGAUUUUAAACAUCUGAGAAAAGUAAAAUCGAUGAUUGGAAUUGAAUUGAGGCCUUGAAACCAUCUCAAGGCACCGGCAGAAAUACCCAGGGUUUGGUGAUUGUGUCGAGUCUUUAAAGAAUAUAUCUUUGAAAAAUCGAAGGGAUAAGAUGAGUGCGAAGGAGGGGGAUGAAAUAGGGGUUCAUGUUGGCCGGGACGUGGGAUUAAAGGAAACUGAAGUCAAUGGUUGAAAUUUCAGGCAUUACUCUCGGAAAGUUCAACUGAUUCUUCAGUUUCGAUCGAAAAAAAAAAUGACAAAAAAAUGUAAAAAAAAAAUUAUGAAAUAAGGAAAAAAUCCGUUCAAAGUCAAUUUAUCAUUCUACUCAAUUUUUGGCCCAAUUUUGUCCACUUUUUUGCUGUCAAAACAUUGUUAAUUGGAUAAUUUAAUCAUUCACAGAUCCACGUCGCUCAUUAGUCUUGUUUUUCUUUCAUUAUUUAACGGCAUAAUUAAUUGAAUUGUUAAUUAAUGACUGAAUGAGACAGACAACUGUUGAAUAACGCGACGGUUUGGAAUUUAAAAUUGUUUUGGAAUUUAAUAUUGAUUUUCAUUGAUUAAAUUCAGACACUUCGCGAGAACGUCUCCUAUUAAUGAAAUUAAUGAAUGAGUGGAAUAAAACAGUAAAUUGAACUUUUAUUGCAAUUUAUUUGAUAAUAUUCAAGUAAAAAGAAUCGAAAAAAAAGAUUUGAAAAUUCAGGGGAGAUAUAUUCAAACCGAUUUUCCAAUCGAUUGAAACGAAAUUGAAGAAUAUGAAGAUAUUUGAAAAAUUGUAAAGAAUGGGUUUUUGCACAUCUGCAGCUCAAAAAAUUGAUGAUAUCCGCUAAAAGAAGUUGGAAAAAUUUCUUGUGAUAGAACAACUGCAAAUAAAACUCCAAAAUUCGAGAAAUAUUUUUACUGAUGAAUCAUUUUGAGAUGUGCAAACUCAUUCUGUGAGGAUCCACUGUCAAAUUUACACAAAAUUUUCAAGGGUUGAUGACAUUUUCAUCGACUCCUCAAUAAAAAUUCUAAUUGGAGUACAGCAUAAAAAAAAAUAAAAA